Messenger RNA from Macrobrachium nipponense, 6944 nucleotides. RefSeq lists its product as uncharacterized. Gene Ontology annotation, cellular component: plasma membrane. Gene Ontology annotation, biological process: stabilization of membrane potential; potassium ion transmembrane transport. The record is from RefSeq and is a predicted model, not a curated record. Gene Ontology annotation, molecular function: potassium ion leak channel activity; outward rectifier potassium channel activity. Bases 1038 to 2936 code for a protein of 632 amino acids. The transcript is spliced from 7 exons. NCBI's taxonomy places the organism in Eukaryota, Metazoa, Arthropoda, Malacostraca, Decapoda, Palaemonidae.
CUGAGGGAAGCAUCUGCUACGUACCCGACCCAAUUCCUCUCUGUAUAUUGCAUGUGUUAGUCGAGGCUUCUCGUUCACGAGUGUCUGGGAAAGUGUAAACAGAUCAUAUCAACGGAUUCAGUCAUUUUACGCGAUCUUAGUCUGCGAGGAAAUCAAGUAGCAGAAAAUGCUCUGAAGAAAAUUAUAUCGUUUUAUUACUUUCCAUUUAUGUCAAAUUUGGCCUGGCGUGAAAGUGGAGCACGUGCGUCUUGUGUAAGACGUAGUACUACAAUGGCUCUAUAAGCAGCCUGUUAGAAAUUCAUUUGCAAAUUUUAAAGUGCUGUUUACUGAUCUUCAUUACCCUGAGUAAUUGCUGGGAAAUUAGAUAUUCCUUAACAGUUUACUGAUAAACGCCACGAUGUUUGGUCCUGGGGACUGGCGUCCACGCCCAAGAGUUACAGCGGCAUCAAGAUGACAUAAUUUCAAAACUCAUCCACCGAUGUUUAUGUCUGUGUGAUGCAAUGUUUUUCAUUAUAAAUAAAUAAAUAAAUAAUUAUAUAAAUAAAGUGUCUUCACGAGGAUCUCUUUCCGACGAUUCUGAUCAAAUAUAUUUAGCUUUUUUACUGAUACCGUUGCACGAGAAAAUUAGAAUGACUUGAGCUAUUAUGUUAAGGCUGAAAUAGAAAUUGCUUUAAUGUAUAUAAAUAUAUUGGGAGAAAUAAUGUAAGUUUUUGUGAACCUACAAAAUUAAUGAUAUUAGCAAAAUCUCAAGACUCUAAUGACAGUGAAUCACUAUCAAUGCUUGCCGAAGUUUUUCUCUAUGCGGAUAAAAUUAGCUGUGAAAUAUGAAGAAUCCAGAUAUUACUUCCGAAAAUGAAACAUGAAAAGUAAGUGGAGGAAAGACGACGGUGAUAUUUACUGACUUUUCUAAGAUUUGUAAUUCCUGAGGACAUUUUGAAAAUCAUUCAAAGAGCACUCUUCCAACCAAUCGAGUUCCUUUCGCUGCUUCUCAUGACUCAUCUCGUGAUUCGGUCGUGUCAUAUUCAAGGUGGCUGAGGAUGGGAAAGUGCAGCUGGGACGGCUUCAUUGGGAGUGUCAAGUUAGUCAUCACCUUCGCCUUCAGCCAUGUUGGAUUGUGCGCAGUUGUGACUGGCUAUUCCAUAGCGGGCGCCUUCCUCUUCAGAGAACUGGAACAAAGGCAUAUUGUUCAGCAUUAUGAUCCCCUCACCAAACGCAACAGCUGCCUUACUGAUAUUUACAACAUCACAGAACGAACUGGAGGUCUCUUGGAUACCAGUCACUGGCGAUCCAUCCUCAAUUCCACCAUCUGGCAAGACGAAAUGGCGGAGCUGCUGGAGAAAUUCGAGAGAGAAUUGAAGGAGGCGGUCGAGGCUCAGCUGUACGACCAGGGCCCAGACGACCAGCGCGAGAGGUGGAACAUCAUCGGAUCUCUCUUCUACUGCUUCACCGUCAUCACUACCAUAGGAUAUGGCCACGUCUCGCCGCAAACGCUGGAGGGGAAGAUGGUGACGAUACUUUAUGCAAUAUUCGGGAUUCCUCUCAUGCUGCUCUGCCUAAGCAACAUUGGUGAUUCCAUGGCUACGUCUUUCAGGUUUAUGUAUAGACGUGUCUGCUGUGCUUGUUGCAAGAAGAAUGAGGAAGAAGACAGUGCAAAUGUCUCCAGAAACUUGCAAACUCCAAGCAGUUCAAAUGGUACAGCAGAACCUCUACCAUACACACCACCUCCCCAUUACAAACCAAAUCGCCGAAAUAUGCUCAUUUCUCCGCCGAUAUCAGCAACCAUUCAUAGAGGCUCUGAUAAUCCACUAAGACCACCAACAGAAAAUUCGGCACAGUCAACAUCAGCAUCAACAUCAUUACGUAUACCACGACCUUCAUAUGCACAUAUGAGUCUGCAAGAUUUAGAAGUUAACAGGGUUAUAGCUGAGUGUGCAGCAUAUACUAAAACAACAGUACCUGGAUUACUCGUGACCUCUGCAGAUUCUGCAGGUAAUGAAUGUCAUGAUUAUGACUUGCUGAUACCCCCAUUAAGGCCAUCCCCUUUAAGUACAUCUCACCAUACACCUGUUCCUUCGUCAGCCUCUUCACCUCUUGGUCGAGAUGCUUCUGAUGUUUGGUCAAUAAGAAGAGAAAAUGGAGGGCCUAAUAUUGCAAUUGAGGCACUAAUUGAACAAGUACCAUCUAACCAUUCUACACGACCAGGGUCACCAACACUGAUAGCUUCUGCACAUCAUGCCUCAAAUCAUUCCUUGGCUGGCAGUAGCAGUGGAAGCCGAGCUUGGCCUCGUCAAGAAUCUAACUCUUCUGUGGGUGGCUUGUUAUCUGUCUCUAGUGAAGAUGAAGAGCCUACUAUCAAGUAUUAUAAUAAACAAAGACCUCAGAGGUCUCUAGGUAAAACACUAGUUGUUUAUAACACCCUUUCUGGAGAUGCAUUACUAGAGCAAAGUAAAAUUGCAAGAAAAAUGGCUCUCAUGAAUAAAGGUGGUUUUGGUCCAAAACGCCAAGAAGUAACUACUGUUUUUACGGAUCCUAUAUCUGGCCAAGCAGUUGAUGGUGAUAUGCUUGGUUUGAACUACAGACCAAUCCCUCCUGACACUUCAGAUGCUGACAACAGGGUUCCAAUUCCUAUUGUUUUUGCUUUCCUUGUAUCCUACUUGGCCAUUGGUGCAUUACUAUUCUAUUGGUUAGAAGGGUGGACACUAACAGAUGCAUGCUACUUUUGCUUUAUCACCCUAUCUACAAUAGGUUUUGGCGACUUUGUUCCAGCUAAGUCAUUAGGCUUUGAAACUCAAGAGGCAAAGGUUAAACUAGUCACAGGAUCUUUAUAUCUUUUAUUUGGUUUAGCAGUUCUUGCUAUGUCUUUCAAUUUGGUACAAGAAGAGGUUGUAUUGAAGUGUAAAUCAUUUGCACACUGGAUAGGUCUAAUGAAAGAUUAGUCUCAAGUGCAAAGGAAAAGUUCUGACUUAUGAUUAUUUAUACUUCGAAAAGCAUGAAAAUGGAUUUGCAUUCUUCAAAAAAUAUUUCACCUCCUCAAAACCAUCUACUGUAUGACAAAACAGAUGUACAAAUAUUUUAAUUCAUAAUUUACUUGAUAACAAAGGCUGUGAUACAUUUUAUUAGAACUACCUUUACAGGUUGUUCUGAAUACAUCACACAAUGUAAAUGGUUAACUCUUUACACAGGUAUUUAAUUUCAUACCAAAGUGAUUUUUAUAUUGUUACAUUACUAACAAACCAAGAUGCACUCAAUUCUAACACAAUGUGAUAAGUUUUUGUUAAAUGUGAAUUUAGCAUCAAGAAAACAUUAUCUUGCUUUGUUGUUCAAGGACUUACCAAUACACAGGCAAUGCUUCCUUGCACUUUUAUGGAUAAGGAAAAACCUACCACAUAAUGAAAAGGAUAAAAUGUUUGCAGACAUGGGAUUCUCCAACAGGUGGUGCACUGGUAUAAAUGGUAUUAGUAUUUUUAGGAUUAAAGGGUUUAUAGCAAAAGAUGCUGCAGCACAGUAACAUACAAAAAUUUAUGAAGUCUUUACGCCAUCUAGAACUCAUCUUAAACUACUAGAGCUAAGGCUAUCAUAAAUCGCUGGUGAAUUCUAAUAACCUGUAUUUGCGGAUUAACCCAGCUAUUUCAAAUAUUUCAAUCACAUUCAAUCAAAGGAUACUGACUUUAUCAUGAACUGUAUAUCGAGCUCACAUUUUGAGCAUAAGUAAUUUAUACUAGCAACAAGGUAUGAAAAUUGACCUGUGAGUAUUCGUAAGAUUUAUAGCAAGAGAAACAGAGCGAGAUGCAAAACUGCAAUUGUUAUCCCUUUUGGAAGCUUUAAUUUAACUUUUAACUAAAUUGAUUACAAGAGCUAUUAAACCUGCAUUUUAAAGGAACAUGGAAUUAUCCACUGUUCUUUGUGGAGAGCUACUCUUUCUGAAGCUAAAACAUGUUAAGCAGCUCCUUAUUAUCAGUAGCUAUAACUGCAAUCUUAUUGAAAUUUGUAUACUAUAGCAGUUGAACACGUAUGCCAGCUCCAGCGACCUCGUCUACCUCACCAGGAAACAUUUCAUACUCUAUAGCCAGGCAUAUCAUGGCCAGUUUAAGGAUGAGGUCAAGACCAUGAAAAGGAUAACUGCCAACGGUACCACACCUACAUAUAACGAGUGUCUUUUCUUACUAGUCUACUGCUGCCCAAACCUGGUCAGCACCCUCCGUAGAGAGAUCUGAGAGUCAAUCAACAUGGUAUGAAAAUUUAAAUGUAACAAAGGGACACUUCAAGCCUUCAGAACUUGCUCCAUAAGUCACACCACUACCACUCUAUGAUAACAAUUGCUAGCCCACCGCAACCAAGGGCUAACACCCCAACAUUAUGUAGACACCCACAACUGUAAACCAAUAUUAGGAGAAUUAUUUUUAGGCACAGAGAUCAUGCAUAGAGAUGGCCAGUUCCAUAGACUGUAAAUAGCAGAAGCUGUAGAUAUAGAUCAACAAUGGCCUGCACUAAACAUACAAAGUAACAUGGACUUCAUUCUUCCUUCUCCAAGGAUAUCACAAGACAUCUGUGAGAAUCUGAGGGAAGAAACAAGUAACAAAAUACUCACUUAAUUAUGACAGAACAUACUAACAACGGUGCUAUUGGCCAGAGACAGAAAUCAUGGCCCCCUCUGUCACUUGCUGUGGCAUAGGGCAUGUCUUAAGAAGCACCAAUAGUGCCCUUGCCGCUGCACAGACUACGAUCAAGAGCAUAAUACCCACCGACCAAUUUAAAUUCAUCACUCCAGUGACAGCAUAUUUUACAUCUAAGGAUUAGCUGUUAAGUCAGCAUGGCAUAAUAAAAAAUUUUAUGUCAAUUUGUAAUUUAGUUCUAAAGGCACCUCCAAUAGCCAAGGAAACUGUCCAAUGCAAUAAGAAGUAAAUGGAUGCAAAUGUUGGAAAUUCUUAUUUAUUUUGGAGAAGCUUACCUGAUGACAAAAUGUGGUAGUAUAGACUGAUUCAAAGUCUAAACAGAACGAUAAUUUCUGCAAAUAAUGCCAUUGACUUCAAUAGGGACUGCAUAAGUGAAAAUAUGCCCAGAUAUAAUUGUGCUUAUCUGUUUACCCAAUAUUUCACCCAAUGACAUAACAUUGUCUAAGUUGACUAUGAUUAUGUUUUUUGGACAAGCAAGGAUUAAUAAAUUUUCAUAUGCCAUACCAUAUAAGAAUAACUCAUAGAGAGAAAGAGAAAGGCAAACAAACAAUGUCAAGUGCGCGAUGUUGUUUACCUCAACAUUAUACAUAAGUGUACAUAUACAGGGGCACACACAUUAUGACACAACACAGAUGGGCAGUUUAUACCAAUGUAUUAUUUCAAUCUGUUCAACUUCAGAAAAGCCUAUUUAAUAAUAAAAUAAUUUUGUACGUAAAUUGAAGCCCUCAUAAAUGAAUUUUCAGCAUUAGUUUUCCAUAAGAGGCAGGAAGUUGGAAGAAAGUGAGAAGGGGUGUGUCACACACAAUUCUAUGAUAUAUUUUUCUCAGUUGUUCAGAAGCAAUGAACAAAACAAGGCAUAAUGACUGUUGAUUUCAAGCCAAUAACAAUCACAAAAGCUUGCACGCACAUUAAGGCCACCCAACCCUCCUCAAUCAGCUCUCACAGCCUUUCUACCCAGUAAGCACUUAACCCACUCAACAUAAAAGGAGAUGCUGGGUGUGGCCCUACUAACAAAGAGGAGAGGAGAAAGGUCACUACAACAACUUGAUGAAAGAAUUGGCAAUUGAAACUUCAGGACUAUGCCAGAACUUUACCAGGAUUACAGAGGAGCUUUUCAAUGAAAUUGUUGAAAAGGUCUCGCCCUACAUACACUAAGAAAAUCCUCACAUUCUGGAGAAGACCCAUUGAGCCAGGCAUGCGUGUUGCAAUUACCCUUCGUUUCCUUGCAACUGGAGAAUCCAAGAAGAACCUGUCCAUCCAAUUCUGAGUAGCUUCCAAUACAAUCUGCGGUAUUGUGCCUGAAACUUGUAGGACCUUAGUGACUGCGUAUGGAGAUGAGGUGAUGCAGUUACCCACGACCCCACACCAAAGAAAGGAAGUAGCAUGUGGGUUUGAAGAUCGCUGGAAUUUCCCACACACCCUUGGAGCAGUAGAUGGGAAACACAUCAGAAUCCAGAACCCACUGCAAAGAGGAACUUAUUACUUCAACCAUAGGAAAUUCUACUUGGAGUUGUUGACGCUGAAUACAAGUUCCUAUACGUCGAUGUAGUAGGUACCAUAGGAUCCGAGUCUGAUGGUGGUGUCUUUGCCAAGAUACAGCUCUGCCAAAUGCUUGAUCAGAAGAAAGCCAAUCUGCCUGCCCCUGAAAGAUUGCCAAACGAAACUGAAGAUUAACCCCAGUCCCUCAUUUCUUCAUUGGAGAUGAAACCUUCGCUCUGAAGAAUUAUAUGAUGAAACCAUACCCUGCACGAAAUCUGACAACACAUGAGCCCAUCUAUAAUUAUCGACUGAGCAGGGCAAGACGUACAGUGGAGAAUGCCAUUGGCAUACUAGCAAACAGAUUCAGAGUGUUUCACAUCCCUAUACAUCUUCGCCAUGACCGUAUCGAGCCCGUGGUGUUGGCCGCUUGUGUGUUGCACAACUCAAUUUUGAUAAAAAACUAAACUCCUAAUACCACGAAUGAGGCAGAUCAAGAAGACUGUGACACCUGAGGCCCUCCCUACCUGGUCCCUGGACUGGAGGUGUGACGAAGCUUUAUUACAGAGCCUGACUCGCCCAGGCCGUCCGAGGGGAACCAUGGCUUGCAAGGCUCAACGACAUCACCUUUGCGAUGAGUCAACUCCCCUGCAGACUCAGUUGAUUGGAGAGAUUCAAUGAUAUAAAACAAGGAAGCAAUAGAACAUUCCUGUACAUACUUUCAUAAAUUAAAUUGAAAUAACUUUGUAAAUAUCAAAAUAAAUGUUGACAUUCUGAAAUAUUUAUAUUAUUACC